AUGGAAGUAGGCAAACGAAUAAGACAUGCAGAGCCGUGGAGAGGUUGUCAGACGUGCAGGCAAAGAUCUAUCCGAUGUGAUGAGGAACGACCUGUCUGUUCAAAUUGCACUAAAUGUGGCCUUGUCUGCGAAUACGCACGAUCGCAAUACACAAAGGCUCCGAAAUUUGUCCAGGCCAACCAUGGUCCACUCGCCACUCGGCCUUCACCAGCAGCUCAAGGUUCCACCUUGCCUCCAACGAGCCAAGGUUUUGCAAGCGAGACCGCCCCUACAAGUGCGAGUAUACCUCCUAGCCUUGAUCCUUAUCCACAGUCGUUGCUUCCCUUGACCCCGGCGAAGAGGGCACUGCUAGCCUUUUAUACCGAGGAAAUAAUCCCAGAGGUCUUCCCAAUCCCGGCCGUGAAUCAGGCUUGGAACCAAACCAUCAUCCCGCAAGCAUUCAUCGAACCUGCUUUGCUGCACGCACUCCUAGGUAUCACCUCCAGCACCCUCAAGCUGAAACAUGUCAAGCCCUUUAAUCCAUCGGCGGCAUUUACAGAGCUCCAGUUGCAUAAGGUUGCGAGUAUCAACCUUAUCAACCGCAAAUUGCAAAAUGUCUUGGACGCAACCCAGCUGUCGACCAUCUUGACCGUUCUCACUCUAUUUGGUUGCGAACUAGGUGUGGAGGAAGACUCGGAUGCAAUCCAGAUACAUUUGAAAGGUCUCAGAGAACUUAUCAACCUGCGAGGCGGCUUCGAUGGGUUGCCGGUCUUUCUCAUUCAAGUUGCUCUGUUGCGUUUCAGUGGAGACCUUGGGUUUGCUGCAACACGACGCUCGUUACCUUCCUUCCCAAUUGUCCCAAUGAAACCAAAGCUUCCAAAGAAUACACUUGACCGGAUUUCUGCCGGAAUCGAUCCCAGGCUUCGCCUACUUGGAAUGGAGCUUAUGAAGUUCAAGGACCUGCUUGAUCCAGAUAUGAGUCAAGCAUACCGCGAUCUGAGCGUCGUCAUUGCCUUCAGAGAGUUGUGUAGUGGAGGGGUCGAUGUCACGCUCUAUGAGGUUGAAUACUUCGAGACUUUGGCUCUGCGUGUCCAGCACCAUUUGAUCACGUUCUUAUCUACGCACCUCUAUCGACAAGACUCCGACAUACAAUCGAUCUGUCGGGUGACCGUACCGAUCUUCGCUGUCAGAUACCAAUACAACAUUUACGGGCCCUCUAUGAUCAUGGACAGUAUGGUGAUUCAACUCUACGAAGUCUUGAGUAGUCUGGAUCUCGCCGAGUCGUGGAAAAGUUUCCCCUCAAUCCUGGUCUGGGCGUUCAUGUUCGGUAUCUGGAUAUCGAAAGAGAAGCGUAUGAAAGAAUGGUUUUUGUUCAAACUUGCCGAGGGAUCCCACGGUAUAUUGUCCUGGCAAUGGAUUGAGAUACGCGAUACCUUGCAAACGCUUUUCUACGUCGAUCGCUUGCAAAGAGCAGAAUUCGAGAGCAUUUGCGAGGAGGUGCGUUUGCUGGUGCCACAUGCUGGGCAGAUGCAGCCGGAGUCAUUAAAACAAUCUGGUCCGGACUGGGCAGACCCACGCGAGUAG
Molecule: messenger RNA, 1563 nt
Organism: Letharia lupina
Lineage: Eukaryota; Fungi; Ascomycota; Lecanoromycetes; Lecanorales; Parmeliaceae
Exons: 4
Coding region: 1-1563 (520 amino acids)
Biological process (GO): regulation of DNA-templated transcription
Molecular function (GO): DNA-binding transcription factor activity, RNA polymerase II-specific; zinc ion binding
Source: RefSeq, a predicted model, not a curated record